UUCUGAGCAGAACAUUAAUGGCGGCCUCUCUGCUCAUGCCAUUCUCCAUGACCCAUUCAUUGUUCUCUCCUCUUCCCCGUCAACUUCUCAGCGUCUCGAUUCGUCGCUCCUCGUGUUCUUGAUCGGAUUUCGAUUUCGCUUUGACGCGUGAAGCUUUCGUCAGCGGAAAUAAGGAAACGUGUCCCCGCACGCAAAUUCAUCUCUCUCUCUCUCUCUCAUUUUCUUCUCUAAUCCUCUGGGAGACUUUCACUGCAACCAAAGCAGGCGUCCUUGCUUCUCUCAAGAAAUCAGCUUCGUCUCCUUGCGCGUGUCCCGUUCUCUUCUCCAGUCCCUUCCUCCUCCAUUGAUUCACAGUUUCGCUACAAGAUGGAAGUGAAACUAUGGAACGACAAGCGCGAGAGAGAAAUGUACGAUAACUUCGCCGAGUUGUACGCCAUUAUCAAAGCCACGGAAAAGCUCGAGAAGGCCUACAUCCGCGACCUCGUCUCUCCAGCCGAGUACGAAACUGAGUGCCAGAAACUCAUCGCCCACUUCAAGACUCUAUCCGCCACGCUCAAGGAUACGGUCCCGAACAUCGAAAGGUUUUCAGACAUGUACAAGAUGGAUUGCCCGGCUGCUCUUUACCGCCUCAUGACAUCCGGCGUUCCAGCCACUGUGGAACACCGGGCUGCUGCAUCUGCCUCGGCCUCGAGCUCGGCUGCCAUUGUUGCAGAGUGUGUCCAGAACUUCAUCACGGCUAUGGAUUCUCUGAAACUGAACAUGGUGGCAGUGGAUCAGGUCUAUCCAUUGUUGUCUGAUCUCUCGACAUCUCUGAAUAAGCUUAGCAUCUUACCGCCGGACUUCGAGGGGAAGACGAAGAUGAAAGAGUGGUUGUCGAGGCUGUCGAAGAUGGGAGCGUCAGAUGAGUUGACAGAACAGCAGGCUCGGCAGCUCCACUUCGACCUGGAGUCAUCCUACAACUCGUUCAUGGCAGCUUUGCCUAAUGCCGGUUCCUGAUUGAUAGCUGGCGGUUGUCUUGUUUGAGUUAUGUCUGGACAAACAACAACGAUAUGUUUUUGUCUGUGUUAUCUUCUUGGUUUCAUGUCGAAAUCGAAUGUUUGCCUUUACUUC
Messenger RNA from Tarenaya hassleriana, 1110 nucleotides. RefSeq names its product vacuolar protein sorting-associated protein 28 homolog 1-like. Gene Ontology annotation, biological process: protein transport to vacuole involved in ubiquitin-dependent protein catabolic process via the multivesicular body sorting pathway. Gene Ontology annotation, cellular component: ESCRT I complex. The record is from RefSeq and is a predicted model, not a curated record. Lineage: Eukaryota; Viridiplantae; Streptophyta; Magnoliopsida; Brassicales; Cleomaceae. The transcript is spliced from 3 exons. Bases 367 to 996 code for a protein of 209 amino acids. Gene Ontology annotation, molecular function: protein-containing complex binding.